AUGAAGCUGUUACUGAGCUUCCUUGGUGAGUUCCUUUCAGUUCACUUAAAGAGAUUACAGACCAUUAUUUAUGUGUAUAGAUGAUCAUUGAUUGAUUGACAGAAUGAUCACUGGUUUAUUUUUGGUUAUUUUAAUGAUUAAUGGUUAUUUAUUGUUUCAGUUGUUUCAACACUACCUCAAUGGGCUGUGCCACAAGGUAUGUAGUAAAUACAGUUCUCUCUGGCUGCGUUUACACAGGCAGCCCAAUUCUGAUCUUUUGACCAAUAAUUGGUAAAUACCAAUUUGUGGCAAAAUAUCAGAAUUAGGCUGUCUGUGUAAAAGCAGCCUCUGAGAUUCAAAUCCUUCUCUUCAAACCAGUGUUCAAAUCAAAUUGUAUUGGUCACAUACACGUGUUUAGCAGAUGUUAUUGUGGGUGUAGCGAAAUGCUUGUGCUUCUAGCGCCGACAGUGCAUUAAUAUCUAACAAUUUCACAACAUAUACCCAAUACACACAAAUUUAAGUAAGGAAUGAAUUAAGAAUAUAUACAUAUAUGGACAAGCGAUGUUAGAGUGGCAUGGACUGAAAUACAGUAGAAUACUGUAUAGAAUACAGUAUAUACAUAUGAGAUGAGUAAUGCAGAUAUGUAAACAUUAUUAAAGUGACGAAGAUACCGUAGAAUAGUAUAGAAUACAGUAUAUACAUAUGAGAUGAGUAAUGCAAGAUAUGUAAACAUUAUUAAAGUGGCUAGUGUUCCAUUUCUUUAAAGUGGCCAGUGAUUUCUAGUCUAUGUCUAUAGGCAGCAGCCUCUAAUGUGCUAGUGAUGGCUGUUUAACAGUCUGAUGGCCUUGAGAUAGAAGCUGUUUUUCAGUCUCUCGGUCCCAGCUUUGAUGCACCUGUACUGACCUCACCUUUGGGAUGAUAGCAGGGUGAACAGUCAGUGGCUCGGGUGGUUGAUGUCCUUGAUGAUCUUUUUGGCCUUCCUGUGACAUCGGGUGCUGUAGGUGUCUUGGAGGGCGGGUAGUUUGCCCCCGGUAAUGCUUUCGGCAGGCUGCACCACCGUCUGGAGAGCCUUGGGGUUGCGGGCGGUGCAGUUGCCGUACCAGGCGGUGAUACAGCCCGACAGGAUGCUCUCAAUUGUGCAUCUGUAAAAGUUUUGAGGGUAUUAGGUGCCAAGACAAAUUUCUUUAGCCUCCUGAGGUUGAAGAGGCUAUGUUGUGCCUUCUUCACCACACUGUCUGUGUGGGUAGUCCAUUUCAGUUUGUCAAUGAUGUGUACGCCAAGGAACUUGAAGCUUUCCACCUUCUCCACUGCAGUCCUGUCGAUGUGGAUAAGGGGGUGCACCCUCUGCUGUUUCCUGAAGUCCACGAUCAUCGCCUUUGUUUUGAUGACGUUGAGUGAGAGGUUAUUUACCUGGCACCACACUCCCAAAGCCCUCACCUCCUCCCUGUAGGCUGUCUCGUCAUUGUUGGUAAUCAAGCCUACUACUGUUGUGUCGUCUGCAAACUUGAUGAUUGAGUUGGAGGCGUGCGUGGCCACACAGUCAUGGGUGAACAGGGAGUACAGGAGUGUGCUGAGCAUGCACCCUUGUGGGGCCCCUGUGUUGAGGAUCAGCGAAGUGGAGGUGUUGUUUCCUACCUUCACCACCUGGGGGCGGCCUGUCAGGAAGUCCAGGACCCAGUUGCACAGUGCGGGGUUCAGACCCAGGGCCUCAAGCUUAAUGAUGAGCUUGGAGGGUACUAUGGUGUUGAAUGCUGAGCUAUAGUCAAUGAACAGCAUUGUAGGUAUUCUUCUUGUCCAGAUGGGAUAGGGCAGUGUGCAGAGUGAUGGCGAUUGCAUCGUCUGUGGAUCUAUUGGGGCGGGAAGCAAAUUGAAGUGGGUCUAGGGUGGCAGGUAAGGUAGAGAAGGUGUUGUCUUGUGUGAUGUCAACAUAUGAAAUACAGUAUGUAAAUUGUCUAUUUUCAUUAGUUACGUAAUAGUUAUACACUGCUGAACAUUAGUUGCCUUUUGUAAUGUUAGGUGAUCAUGUAAAUAAGACUAAGAAAUAUAAUGGCGCCGGAGGAGAUGGCUGCCGUUUUACGGGCUCCUAACCAAUUUUGCUUACUCCCUGUUCACCCAUGACUGCAUGGCAGGAACAACUCCCAACACCAUCAUUAAGUUUGCCGUCGACACAACAGUGGUAGGCCUGAUCACCGACAACGAUGAGACAGCCUAUAGGGAGGAGGUCAGAUUUGGCAUGUGUCCUCAGAUCCUCAAAAAGUUAUACAGCUGCACCAUCGAGAGCAUUCUGACUGGUUGCAUCACUGCCUGGUAUGGCAACUGCUCGGCCUCCGACCGCAAGGCACUACAGAGGGUAGUGCGUACGUCCCAGUACAUCACUGGGGCCAAGCUUCUUGCCAUCCAGGACCUCUAUACCAGGCGGUGUCAGAGGAAGGCCCAAAAAAUGGUCAAAGACUCCAGUCACCCUAGGCAUAGACUGUUCUCUCUGCUACCGCACGGCAAGCGGUACCGGAGCGCCAAGUCUAGGUCCAAAAGGCUUCUUAACAGCUUCUACCCCCAAGCCAUAAGACUCCUAAACAGCUAAUCAAAUGGCUCACCAGACUAUUUGCAUUGUCACCCACCCACCCCCUCUUUUACGCUGCUGUUUCUCUCUGUUUAUUAUCUAUGCAUAGUCACUUUAGCUCUACCUACAUGUACAUAUUACCUCAAUUACCUCGACUAACCUGUGCCCCCACACAAUCACUCUGUACCGGUACCCCCUUUAUAUACCCUCGCUACUGUUAUUUUACUGUUGCUCUUUAAUUAUUUGUUAUUUCUUUUAAUUCUUUAUUUAAUUUGUUACUUAACGCUUAUUUUUCUUAAAACUGCAUUGUUGGUUAAGGGCUUGUAAGUAAGCAUUUCACUGUAAGGUGAACCUGUUGUAUUCGACACGUGACAAAUACAAUUUGAUUUGAAGUUGCUGUUUAUGCUCAGAUGUGAUGCUUAUUUUGUCCUCAAGUCUGACUCUAGUAGGCUGCGUUUACAAAGGCAGCUCAAUUCUGAUAUAUUUUUCACUAAUUGGUCUUUUGAUCAAUCAGAUCAGCUCUGAAAAAGAUCUGAUGUGAAAAGAUCAGAAUUGGGCUGCCUGUGUAAACACAGCCGUAGUAGUCUACUCAAAAUGGCAGAAAGACUUACCUGUCAACAUUUCUUCACAGUCCACCCCACAAAGGAUCCGCAGACAGCCGUGGCUGAGCUAGUCAAGGGGGUACCCUGGAUCUUCUCAGGGGAGAGCGUGCAUCUGAAGUGCAGUGUUCCUGGGAAUGUGUCGGCCGAGUGGAGGUACCAGUGGUUCAUGGGGGGAGAACAGCUCCAGGAGUCUGAGUACUUUGUCCUGUGGAAGGCCAGGCCACAGCAGAGUGGGAAGUACUACUGCCAGGGCCUGAGAACCACAUGGAUAAGCACACAACACACCCUCCACAGCCUGCCUAUAGAAAUAGAGGUGGACGGUAAGAGAACCCCUAUGAAUAUUGAGCCAUGAUGACAUCUAGUUUGGUUGACCUUCUGUUAGCAGUCUGUAUUAGCCAACUCCUUUCUUGUUGUCACGCCAAACAUGUGUGACAAUAGCAAAAUAAGCAGAAACAGACUGGCAACCAGGCUAAGUUACACCUGUAGCACACCUGACCAUAGAGGGUACCUGUCAAUAGGCCAGACAGGGACUAUGCCACCCCGUUAAUCACUUAAUGCUCUUUGCCCAGGUGGGUGGGCCAUCCUGCAGACCCCGUCCCUGCCCAUGCUGGUUGGAGAGACAAUGACCCUGACGUGUCGUGUCCGUGACAACCCCAGACUGACAGAGGUCAUACUAUACAAGGACGGGGUGGAGCUUCAGAGACAGCCUGGCCCAGAGCUGCGUGUCACCAACCUUACCCUGCAACACCACGGAUCCUAUUGGUGCAGAGCAUCCUGGGAUGGGUGGAGGGAAACCAACUCUGUGAUCUCAGUGGCUACUCCGGUGUCCAUCAUAGGUGAGGUUGAGUGACUGGUGAGGUUUGUCAUUUUGAGUUUGUGUAGGGUGUGGAAUCAGAUUUCGAAUGAGAUUUGCACUCAUCAUUCUAUUAUCAUCACUAUCAUAUCAUAUCUAAUGGUAGUUGAAUACCAGUAGGUAUGUGAGGAAUAUUGUUCAGUUUUAAUGCUCUGUAUUCUCCCCUGCAGAGGUUCUGACAGAGCCCAUGUUGGAGAUUGUGCCCAAUGACCCUCUGAUCCAUAAAGACCGUAUGCUCCUGGUGUGUCAUGCCCAACUGAACGCCCGUGAGACGGUUCCACACAAACACUACUACUUCUACCAGGACGGGCUGAGGCUGGGACCUGCCUCCUCCCAGGACAGAGUCGCAGUACUGAGGGACUCAGGCCGGUACUGGUGCAAAGUCAGUGUUCCUACUCUGGGGCUGAAGAGGCUCAGCGAGCCCGUACCUUAUGGGCGAGUGACGGGUGAACACUCAGAACACAUGAGAAACCAGAAAGAUUAGUGGUGAUGCAGUCCACCUUUAGGAUGCGUCAUAAUGCUGACCAGUGGCGUAAGUUCAGUUAAACCUAGGGUAUGGCAGGGUGGGGGGGACAGCUUCUCUCCGAGCGACGCUCCGCAUGGUCCUGAAGCUAGCCAACCAACAUGCUAAACAGCUGUUGCAUUUUAAUUGGGAUUGGGAUUGGGAUCUACUUUUUUAUAGCUUACUUUUAUAUUUUUGGUCUUGAGCUAGGGUAAGGCGACUGCCAUACCCUGCCAUACCCAACUGACUCCCCUGAUGCUGACUCUGUGUCAACAGGGACCAGUUGUCUCUCUCCUUCCAGAGCUCCAUCUCUAUCCAGCCUUCUGUGCCCCCUACCUUCCCUGAUGUAUCCGGUGAUUCUCCAAACACACUGGCCCCUAAUGUUGUUGGGCCAGAUGACGGGACAGUGGUGUGGAGGGACUUCUUUUGA
Coregonus sp. 'balchen' is the source of this 4926-nucleotide messenger RNA. The record is from the annotation of a GenBank genome assembly. Lineage: Eukaryota; Metazoa; Chordata; Actinopteri; Salmoniformes; Salmonidae.